AUGGCCACCGACAUCGACGCCGCGCACGUUGCACAGCUGUCCGACAGUCUCCAGCGUCUCCAAGUCCAGCAGGACCAGGCCAUCACUGCCGGCCAGGACGGCGAGGAAAACCCCGGGGAGCCAUCGCGAUCUGCCUCUGUCCCAAGGAGCCCAAUCUCGAGAGAUGGUUAUGGAUUCCGCAAGUCGGGGGUCUCAACACCCCUCAUAUCAGGACAGAUAGCUGACGGCCAUCCACCCUCACAGCUUUCUCAUGAACUGGUACCCGACCACAACGGGCUAGGAUGGCCCGCCAAGUCCACCAUUUCUCGUUUGAAUGCAACGCCAGAGGAGAAGGCUGCUCGGGAGAAAAAGAUGGCCACCGCUGUUCGGACAAUUCUUGAAUGCAUCGGAGAAGAUCCCGAUCGCGAGGGACUUCAGAGGACGCCAGAGCGCUACGCCCAGGCGAUUAUGUGGAUGACUCGGGGCUAUGAAGAACGUUUGGCAGACGUCAUUAACGAUGCUAUUUUCGCUGAAGAUCACGAUGAAAUGGUUAUUGUCCGUGAUAUUGAUAUCUCUAGUCUGUGUGAACACCACUUGGUGCCCUUCACAGGGAAGAUUGCCAUUGCCUACAUACCAAAUCAACUCGUCCUCGGGCUCUCGAAAUUGGCCCGCAUCGCCGAAACCUUCAGUCGACGCCUACAGGUUCAGGAGCGUCUUACAAAACAAAUAGCGAUCGCCGUGCAGGAGGCUAUAAAGCCCCGCGGCGUCGCGGUGGUUAUGGAGGCCACGCAUUUGUGCAUGACCAUGCGUGGGGUUCAAAAGCCAGGUGCGAUCACAGUAACGUCUUGCAUGCUUGGGUGUUUCCGGACACAACAAAAAACUCGUGAAGAGUUCCUCACUCUCAUCAAACACUAG
Cyclocybe aegerita is the source of this 894-nucleotide messenger RNA. Lineage: Eukaryota; Fungi; Basidiomycota; Agaricomycetes; Agaricales; Hemipholiotaceae. The record is from the annotation of a GenBank genome assembly.